This is a messenger RNA of Blastomyces gilchristii SLH14081, 183 nucleotides long. RefSeq lists its product as uncharacterized. Bases 1 to 183 code for a protein of 60 amino acids. The record is from RefSeq and is a predicted model, not a curated record. The transcript has a single exon. NCBI's taxonomy places the organism in Eukaryota, Fungi, Ascomycota, Eurotiomycetes, Onygenales, Ajellomycetaceae.
AUGGAUUUUGAUAUUUCACAGUCAGAACUUCAAUGCUCUCAACAAUUCAACACUGAAUCAGUGCUUGCAGUCAAGGAUGAUGACAGCCAGCCAAGUCAGCGCCAUGUUGCCUCGGCAGGUGUUACCUUUUCGGUUCAGUCACAUGACAUAUGGCAACUUGGCGCUCAGCCGGGAACAACCUAA